AUGCUUGUUGCUCGCUUCCCAGAAGAAUCAAAAACUUUUAUUGGUAUUGAUGAAACUAUUGAACCUCAUGAUCAAUCACAAUUUGAGGAUAUGUACAGUUUAAAUCCACCUGGUCUGCCUCCUUACAAAUUGACAUUGAAACAAAACUGCCCAAUUAUAUUAUUACGAAAUUUAAAUUUGUGUGAUGGUUUAUGUAAUGGAACACGUUUGACUUGCUGUGAUUUUAAAUCGCAUGUCAUUAGCGCCAAUAUUUCAGUUGGUCACUUUAAGAAUACACGUGUGUUUGUCCCUAGAAUACCAUUAUUAUCAUCCGAAGAUGAAAAAAUGCCUAUUCCAUUUAAAAGGACACAAUUUCCUGUAAGACUGUGCUUUGCAAUGACUAUAAAUAAAGCGCAAGGUCAGACAUUAGAUUUUGUUGGAGUUUAUUGGCGAGAACCUGUGUUUUCGCACGGUCAACUUUAUGUGGCUUUGUCCAGAGCAAAGAGUUCGAACUGUGUUAAAGUGCUAAUUCGACCCACUAUACCAGGUAGCGAGGACGAUCACUACACGGAUAACAUUGUUUACAAAGAAAUCAUCGAAAAAGCUACUUUAUGA
Messenger RNA from Nicotiana attenuata, 594 nucleotides. RefSeq names its product ATP-dependent DNA helicase PIF1-like. The record is from RefSeq and is a predicted model, not a curated record. The coding region runs from base 1 to 594 and encodes 197 amino acids. The transcript has a single exon. NCBI's taxonomy places the organism in Eukaryota, Viridiplantae, Streptophyta, Magnoliopsida, Solanales, Solanaceae.